Messenger RNA from Andrographis paniculata, 1780 nucleotides. RefSeq lists its product as uncharacterized. The transcript has 6 exons. NCBI's taxonomy places the organism in Eukaryota, Viridiplantae, Streptophyta, Magnoliopsida, Lamiales, Acanthaceae. The record is from RefSeq and is a predicted model, not a curated record. Bases 191 to 1510 code for a protein of 439 amino acids.
AUACCUUCGGAAACCUCUGAAAAUUCCACAGUCCACACAGUAAUUCCAUAUUUGUCAGGAAAAUCGUCAACAUUCUAACAGCAGCAGCAGCAGCAGCAGCAGCUUAGGGAUCUGCAGAAAAAUUUAAGUGGAUGGAUUUGGAUUUGGAAUGUAGUAGAGAGUAGUGAAUUAAGAAUCUGCACCUGUUUCGAUGUCUCCUCCAGGAAGACGAAGACGAAGACGACGAUGCAGCUCCAAGAAUAUGGCUUCUUCUUCUUCUUCAGAUCAUAUUAUGAUUAAUAAUAGUAAUGUUGAUGUUCUUAUUCUGGUCGUCUUCUUCGUCUUCGUUUCUGCUACUGUUGAAUCGACGUCAGAAUUCAAUCUUCUCAAAAACAACAGCAACAAUUCUGAAUUCAUAGCUCUCAUGACCACCAUUAAUAAGCCUUCUUUGAAGACAAUUGAGAGCCCCGAUGGAGAUUUGAUCGACUGUGUAUUAUCCCACGAACAGCCUGCCUUCGAUCAUCCCAAUUUGAAAGGCCAAUCUCCAUUGGAUCCACCCGACACCCCAAAACGACGCCGUUCAGGGACGACCACGUUGGAAUUAGAAGAACCAGAAAUCAAUUUCCAAGUAUGGAGAAUGUCCGGCGAGUCCUGCCCGGAGGGCACCAUCCCAAUCCGGCGAACCUCCGCCGGAGAUCUCCUCCGAGCAUCUUCCCUCCGCCGCUUCGGCAAAAAGCUCCGCCGCCGACCCAUUCGCCGAGACUCCACCUCCACCGCCCACGAGCAUGCAGUUGGAUAUGUGAGUGGAGAGAAAUACUAUGGAGCAAAAGCAAGCAUAAAUGUGUGGUCUCCAAAAGUAGGAAAUCAGUACGAAUUCAGCCUAUCCCAAAUCUGGGUUAUUGCUGGCUCCUUCUCCAACGAUCUCAACACCAUUGAAGCUGGUUGGCAGGUGAGCCCAGAACUUUAUGGGGACAGCUCUCCUAGGUUCUUCACCUACUGGACAAGUGAUGCAUAUCAGGCAACAGGAUGUUACAAUUUGCUGUGCUCAGGGUUUGUUCAGACCAACAACAAGAUUGCAAUUGGGGCUGCUAUUUCACCUAUUUCAUCCUACAAUGCUGGCCAAUUUGACAUUACCUUGUUAAUUUGGAAGGAUCCAAAACAUGGGAAUUGGUGGCUGGAGUUUGGGAAUGGGGUAUUAGUGGGGUAUUGGCCAUCUGUAUUAUUUACACAUCUGAGGGAGCAUGCAAGCAUGGUCCAAUUUGGGGGUGAAAUUGUAAAUACUCAAAGUUCGAGCCCUCAUCACACGUCAACCCAGAUGGGCAGUGGCUAUUUUGCAGGAGAAGGGUUCAGAAAAGCUUCUUAUUUCAGAAACCUCCAAGUUGUGGAUUGGGAUAACAAUUUAGUCCCUCUCUCAAAUCUUAGGGUUUUGGCUGAUCACCCAAAUUGCUAUGAUAUACAAGGAGGGAUUAAUAGGGUCUGGGGGAACUAUUUUUACUAUGGAGGCCCCGGGAAGAAUCCCAAAUGCCCAUAAUUUUAGUUUUAUUUUUAUUUUAUUUACUUUUUUUUUUUUUUUUUUUUUUCAUUUUAUAAAAGUUGUGAGUUAUAAUUUAAUUGAUUUUAGAGUCUGGAAUUUGGAUGUGAUUUUAGAUUUUUUGUUUUUUUUUGUUUUGGGGUACUUUUUUUGUAUUGUUGGAUUAUUGAAUGAGUGAUCCAUCAUUUAUACCAUUUUGUAGGGGCUGUAUUGUAACCUUUCUGAAAUUGUUAGUACAUAUCUUAAAUGGAUUGUGCUGUUUUAAUUUAA